This is a messenger RNA of Danio aesculapii, 4853 nucleotides long. It is a transcript of the gene mms19, whose product is annotated as MMS19 homolog, cytosolic iron-sulfur assembly component. Lineage: Eukaryota; Metazoa; Chordata; Actinopteri; Cypriniformes; Danionidae. The record is from RefSeq and is a predicted model, not a curated record. Gene Ontology annotation, biological process: iron-sulfur cluster assembly. Gene Ontology annotation, cellular component: MMXD complex; cytosolic [4Fe-4S] assembly targeting complex. The transcript has 31 exons. Bases 33 to 3083 code for a protein of 1016 amino acids.
UCAGUUUGAAGCCUGGCUGGCUGCUCUUCAGGAUGGCCGCGGAUAACAAUGUGCUGCUGGGUUUAGUGGAAGAAUUCGUGUCCGGACAGCUUGAUAGCAAGGCUACAGACACCUCCACAGGUGUCAAGAACGGGCAGUUCACAGUUCUCCAGCUGGUUGAAGCAUUGGGGGUGAGUUUGACCAGCUCUCAGCCUCAGACUCGUGGCCGAGGAGUUCAGCUGCUUUCUCAGGUUUUGCAGGAAUGCUACAGCAGCCUGUCGGAGCGCGAGGUGGAGGUCCUGAUAGCGUUCUAUGAAAACAGACUGAAGGAUCACUAUGUUAUCACUCCACAUGUUCUUCGAGGGCUCAAAGCUUUGGCAAAAUGCUCAGUUCUGCCUCCAGGUUCAGCAGUGUCCAUUUUGAAAUCCAUCUUCCAGGAUGUUCACGUUCAGUCUCUGAUGGUGGCAGAGCGAUCAUGUGUUUACAACAUUCUUAUCAGUCUGAUGGAGUCCAGAGAGGAAGAGCUCAAAGGUUUGGGUGCAGACUUCAUUUUUGGGUUUGUACAGUCAGUGGAUGGAGAACGAGAUCCACGCAACCUCCUGCUGGCCUUCCAGGUGGCCAAGAACAUCAUUCACAGGGGUUAUGAUCUCGGUAAAUUUGUAGAGGAACUCUUUGAAGUGAUGUCCUGUUAUUUCCCCAUAGACUUCAGCCCUCCACCCAAUGAUCCUCAUGGAAUCACACAGGAAGAGCUUAUUCUUUCUCUACGGGCUGUUCUGACUGGGACGCCUCGGUUUGCGGAGUUUCUGUUACCAUUGAUCAUUGAGAAGAUGGACUCGGAUGUUCAGAGCGCUAAAGUGGACUCCAUGCAGACUCUGGCUGCCUGCGGUCAGACAUACAGCCAUAAAGAGCUGGCUGAAUUCCUUCCAGGCCUUUGGAGCUCAAUACGGAGAGAGGUUUUCCAGACGGCCAGUGAGAGGGUGGAAUCGGCUGGUCUGUUGGCUCUGAGCUCAAUGGUGUCCUGUCUUUCGCACUCUGUGCUUAAUUCUGACUCGGAGGAUUCCCUGCAAGUCUUUCUGAGCCUUGUCCUCAAAGACUGUCAGCAUCAUCUCUGUGAGCCGGAUUUGAAGCUGGUGUGGCCAAGCGCUAAACUCCUGCAGGCCGCAGCCGGAGCCUCAUACAGAGCCAGUCUGAUAGGAACGCAGACCGUCAUUCCUGCCCUGCUGGACCAGUACAAUAACAGGACGCAGUGUGCUCAGCGGCGCACCCUUCUGGAGGUUCUGCAGGGUUUCGUUCAGCCCACUCCGCUCAGCCGGCCUGCAGAUGGAGAGGAGAGUGUGUUGGUUGCGUUUCAGCAGUCGUUAUGCACAGUGGUGUUUUCUGCAUUGAGCGAGACGAGCGCUGGUCUGCAGGUCACAGCUACACGAGUGCUCACUGCACUAUCACAGCAACCAGGCUUGCUGGCUCAGAGCCAUGUCGAAAACGCUGUUGAUCAUUUGACCAGACUCAUUUUAGAGGAAGAAGACGCUCAAGUCAGUUUGGCAGUGGUGGAGUGUUCAGGCUCUCUGGCUCAUCUGCAUCCCCAUGCGUUCGUCUCCAGGAUGAUUCCCCAGCUGAAGGAAAAGAUCCUGUCAGACGAGUGUAGCGGUGCAGUACGUCAGCGUUGUGUUGCAGCUUUAGCGUCAGUAUCCUCUCAGCCCAGUGUGGUGCAGGAAAGCUCGCCGGUUCUUCUCCAGGUGCUGGCAUCAGCCCACACAGGCAGCUGUGGUUUCUCUGUGGAGGAAGUGAUCGCCGUGUGCAUCAGUUUGAAGAGGAUAGCGGAGCACGCUCGCAAUAGUGAGGCAAUUGGCCAAUUCUUCCAUGAUAUCAUCAUCCCGCGACUCCUAGGACUGACCUUACAGGCGACGCUGCAAAGUAAAGACUCCGGUCACAUCAGUCCACUCACAGAUGAAGCCGUUCUGUCUGCUAUCGUUCCUGUCAUCAGCACAGCCUGUGCAGCUCUACAACCAGAAUCAGCGUCCCGUAUGGCGGCCCAGGCGGUGUCUUUGUUCCUGGAUGGAGACGCAUCCUUUCUACCAGAAAAUGCCUUCCCUUCACAAAUCCAGCCGCUUCAGAGUCAGGCAGACUCUCGGGGUCCGUCUCAGCUGGUGUGUUUACUGAUGGCCUGCGUUUGCUCUCUUCCACGAAGUGUGGAGAUUCCUGACAUGGACCGGCUUCUGGUGCAGCUGGAGGAUCUGAGCUGCACAUCUCCACAUCUGUUUUCCUACACUUUCGCAUCGAAAUGCAUCGCUGGUCUGGUCAACAAGAGGCCAGCAGGAGCGGCUCUGGAUGCUGUGCUGGACCGAGUGUUGAAGAGGGUCAGUCUGGAGCUGGAGGAAACUUCAUCCGCACACAGAACACAGGCCUUCACACUGCUGAUCUGGGUGGCCAAAGCUCUGCUCUUACGGUACCAUCCACUGUCAACAAGCCUGACUGACAAGCUCUUCUCUCUGUUGAGUGACUCUGCGUUGGGAUCUCUGGUGGCUGAUGGUUUCUGCGUCCUCAUGAGCGACUCGCCGGACGUGCUCAAUCGAGACUGUCACGCUGAUGUUCGCAUCAUGUACAGACAGCGCUUUUUCACUGAGAACUCAAGCAAGCUGGUUCAAGGCUUCAACUCGGCAGAGCAGGUGAAGAAGUCGUGCUAUUUGAAAGCGCUGUCGCACAUAGUCAAUAACCUCCCCAGAGAAGUGCAGCUGACGGAACUUCCUGCGUUGCUGCCGCUGCUGUUGGAGGCUCUGUCAUGUGUGGAUCAGGGCGUUCAGUUGUCCACGCUCUCCUGUCUUCAGCCGGUGUUGCUGGAGUCUCCUGCGGCUCUAAACACUCAGCUGGAGGCGCUGUUCACCCGCUUGCUCACCCUCACCACCAGCCCUGCCAUGAAAGUGAGAAUGGCGUCGCUCCGCUGUGUCCAUGCUCUGUCUCGCCUGCCUGAACAUAUGGUCCUGCCAUUCCGUGCUCGGGUCCUGAAGGCUCUCGCUGCUCCUCUGGACGAUAAGAAGAGGCUGGUGAGGAAGGAGGCCGUAGCGGCUCGAGGAGAAUGGUUUUUGUUAGGAAGUCCUGGUGGAAGAUGAACAACAGGUCAGUGCUGCUAUGAAACAAAGAGCCCCGAACAGAGAUGAUCACCGCUCACAGCCUUUUAUUUUACUCCUCUAUCCUCUUUUUUUAAUAAAUUUGUCCUGUCUGGGCAUAGAGAUUGCUAAACAAACUGAAAAACUGCGUAAACUGAAGCUCCUUUCAGCCGGACCUUCAACAACAAAUGCUGAAAGGAGAAAACCUCGUCUCGUCUUUAUAGGAACGUUAGUCUGAUGCUGAAAAAACAACCCAUCGCCCUGAAUGUGCCGUCGACGGUCCUUAUGGUAGGAUUUGUUGGUCUGUUGUCCAUUUUCAUGAGACUAACUUAAAAGUCUAAUGGAGAAAACUGAUACCAAGAAUAUAAAACAGUAUUUAAGUGUCCAGAACUGUCAAUAAAACUUUUGUAAAUGUGUAGAUCGUGACAAACUUUGGAUUUAACGUGGUCUGCUUUAAAGGAAAACGUAAAGACAGAUGCACAGCCAUUGAUUUAUAAUGAGCUUAUUAUGCUCACAAAGGCUCAUUAAUUUAAUAAACAUACAGUGAAAUGUUAUUUCAAUAUUAAAUAACUGUUAUUUUAUUAAAUGUAGUUUAAAGCUGAAUUAAUUCUUGUGAUUUAAUGCAGCAUUUUAAGCUCGAUUAGUCUUUAUAAUCUUGAGAAUAGUCUACUCAAGAGGAAAUGUAGUAUCAUUCAUUCUCCUUCAGCUUAAUCCCUUAUUUAUCAGGGGUCGCCACAGCGAAAUGAACCACCAACUAUUCCAGCAUAUGUUUUACGCAGCGGAUUCCCAUCCAGCUGCAACCCAGUACUGGGAAACACCCAUACACUCACAUUCACACUCAUACACUAAGGCCAAUUUACUUUACCCAAUUCACUUAUUCUGUAAUUGGACUUGUUGGGGAAACCGGAGCACCCGGAGGAAACCCACGCCAACAUGGGGAGAACAUGCAAACUCCACACAGAAAUGCCAACUGGCCUAGCCGGGGCUCGAACCAGCAACCUUCUUGCUGUAAGGCAACAGUACUAACCACUGAGCCACUGUGCCGACCCAUAUUCUAUACUGGACAUUAUUUCUGUUCAGUGACCAGACUUUAGUCUGAGCAGAGUCAAACCUUACUGUCCUAAUGAAAUCAUUCAAAAUCAAGACAUGAUCAUAUUUUAUUGUGGUAAAAUAAGUGUAAUCUAGAGGCCUUUGCCUUUCAUAUAAGCCACUUCUGAUACCAAAUGAUCAACUAGAAGUCAAGUUAUUAUUUGUUGUUCCUAAAACUUGGGUAGGCAACAAGACUUUGGUCAGGUAGUGUAUAUUAAAUUUGAAGCUACAUUCAAUAAGAAAAUAGUUCAUUAAACUGUAAUAAUAUUUUCCAGUUUGCACUGUAUUUUGGAUCUAAUAAAUGCAGCCUUGGUGAGCUGAAUCGGCUUCUUCUAAAACGUUUUUAAAUGUAUUUAAAAGCAAUUACAAACUCUUGACUGGUCGUGUACAUCAAGUUCAACAUAUUUUAUGUUUAAAAGCUGAAGGUAUAAAUUGUAUGGUCAGAAUUUCCAACAAAGAACUUGUUUUAUUGCUGUUUUCUUAUCCCAGCAGUUCAUCUGUACAGUGUUUGCUGGACUGGCGUUGAUAGAUGAUGUUACAAAUACAAUUCACAAUUACACCAACAUGUCAGAUACAAUAAAAAUGUCUUCAAUCUUACAAACACGCACACAAAAAAAAUUGUUCACUUGCUUGUUUACCAGGGAUCCAAAAGUCUGAGGAGUUUUAACACUUCGUAAAAAUGUU